Messenger RNA from Cooperia oncophora, 531 nucleotides. Lineage: Eukaryota; Metazoa; Nematoda; Chromadorea; Rhabditida; Trichostrongylidae. The record is from the annotation of a GenBank genome assembly.
AUGAGCGAAUACGUGUGUGUCGCCAGUAACGGAAUCCCACCCGACGAAACGUGGACAGUAAAACUUCUAGUAACAUUCGCCCCACUGAUCCAAGCCAAGUCAACGUCUGUUCGUGUACCAGUAGGAGGUUUGGCGCGCCUUGUCUGUACGGCUGAAUCGUGGCCAAGGCCGGACGUCACCUGGGACAAAGAAGGACAACAGAUCUUCGAUUCGGAUAACUAUGCCACAUCCCAAACAGUCUCUGGUCAGUACCACAGCGUUCAUGUGUUAGAAAUUCGUCGAGUCGAAAAGCAUCACUAUGGGAGUUACCGGUGCACCGCUCGAAACGACAACGGUAUACAUUUCGCGGACAUUGAUUUAGAAGAAGCCGAGCCCAACUAUCUCUACACGAACGCUAUUCACGAAGGUUCUGGUUUAGUGAACGAGAGUGAUGACGAGGAUUCAGAUAAAGAAACGCCGGACGAGGUGAUUAUGCGUGACUCGGCCUACGCGCGAGCGAUCGACUCGCAACCUAGUUACGCGGCAAGAUGA